This is a messenger RNA of Aedes aegypti (yellow fever mosquito), 2290 nucleotides long. It is a transcript of the gene fsd, whose product is annotated as transmembrane protein 183. Bases 370 to 1407 code for a protein of 345 amino acids. Gene Ontology annotation, molecular function: protein binding. Gene Ontology annotation, biological process: regulation of protein stability. The record is from RefSeq and is a predicted model, not a curated record. NCBI's taxonomy places the organism in Eukaryota, Metazoa, Arthropoda, Insecta, Diptera, Culicidae. The transcript is spliced from 2 exons. Gene Ontology annotation, cellular component: SCF ubiquitin ligase complex.
UAUGUGUCAUACAAUGUUUUGAUCUACUUUCGUUUUGGUUCUGUUCGGUGCGAUCAUAGCGGAUCCGAAAUUCAACAUCAAAUUUCCGCGAUUCCAAUUAGUUUUUAGCUUUAAUACAAUCCCUUUGAGCUGAAGUCAAGAACAAAGUUCUAAAUAGCAACAAUAGUGAUUAAAAUAAAUAGGUAUAAUUAGCAAAGCUGAUCGAUCGUGAUUCAACUUGACCCGUCAUGAUUUUGGAGUUCGUAAGUUCGAGUAAGAGUGGACACUUCUAGAAGCAACUUGCACCGCAAUCCGGAUUAUGAAAUAUCCCACCUGUCGGAAUAACGUCUGGACAGAGCGCUACGAGUCUUCUCCGUACAACCCAUUGGAAUGGCCGUUUGUGUAAAAGUGAAGGCCAACAGUAGAUCCUUCGGCAGUUCUAGAGACUUUUCAAUAUACGACUUUGCGCACUCGGGUCAGUCGAAAGCCCGGGCACCAAAAUCGAACGUCUUGGCCUUGGAUGCAAGGGAAACCUUGGAGGCAUUGGACGAUGAAAUGGUUUCGACGGAACGAUCGGAUCAGAACAGGAUGGAGGUCGAAGACAGCAGUGCCCAGCAGGAGGAAGCUGUCUAUUGCGAUUAUGUGAUCGUCAUCUGGUACCUGAUAUCGGAACACCUCCGACCGGAAGACGUCGGAAGGUUUGCACUGAUCUGUCGAAAAACGGCCGAGGUGGUGCAAUCGGCCAAAUUUUGGCACCAUAUCUAUAGGAAGCACUACGACCGCAGUGUGGAUCUUCCACGGUGGCUUCAACCGGAUUGUAUGCUGCUGCUGAGGGGUUUGCGUGCCCGCACUAUUCGAGCAUUGUACUAUACUUAUCCUCCGUUUGUGCAACGGAUCGCUGCAACGGCUUUUGCCGAUCCCCAUCGGGUGGCAGGCCGGCAGCUAAUAUUCUCCUGGUAUAGCAAGUGUAAGACCGGUUGGAACUACUACUUCAAGCUGAAAGCCAAGCUGAUCCCGGGCAGUCGAGCUGCCCGGUCGGCGCGAAUGCAGAAACAGAAGGAUUCACUGGAGUACCUGCAGGAUACGUACUCGAACCCGGAGGAAGGCUGCCAGAUACUGAUCAUCACGACGGACACCAUGCAUCUACUGCCGUACUACCACGAACAGCUGACCGUAAAAUCAUUCACGCAAACCCUGGCCCAGGGGCUGAUCAACUACAAGGUGCGACUGCAGAUGGCCAACUAUUGCCAGAGGGUAGUGGACGAGAUUGUGUUCGUGCCGGUCCGCAGGGUACGGCUGCUGGAUUGGUGGAAUCCGGAGUACUACCGGGAGGAUCCGACCAUCGAGAAGAAGCGGGAGGAGGAGGAACCUGAUCUUCAAGGGCAGCAGUUGGAAUCCGAUGCGGACAAUGUUUACUGGGAGGACUGAGCGAGUGUAUGGGGAAACGGUUUUGUGGAAAAAUAAAACGAGGUUCUAAACUGUUAAAAACGUAAUUUUGUAGUCAGGUCAUAUUUUCGUUUGGUAAUCCUUUUUCCCAAGGUUCAUUCUCGUAUAGUCCUAACCCCCGUAGAGAGUAAUACUCCUUGAAUGUUUUUAUCAGUGUAUGUAGUGUCGGAUGCACGUAAAGAAAAGACGUCUGUUUUAUAAGAUUCACGACCAGAACAAAAGACCUUUUAUUCCAUGUCUACUUCGAUCUACAAAUUUACCGUAAACGUACCAUAUUUGACGCGGGUCCAAACUUGACGCAUUUUCUAAUUAAUGUUAUCAUAAAUUAAUUCUAGAUCAGACUAGCACUCAAAAAUGUAUUGCUUAAUCUUUAUUUACAUGUUAUUGAAGGAUUCCAAUCGAAAAAAGUUUAUAUUUGAUUGAUAAUAGUUAAAAAAUAAAAUUUAUUUGAAAAUGCAUCCGACAAGUGCGUCAAUUUUUUCAUUCCUUAGUGAAUGUGCUAACUAUUGUUGAUCAAUUUUCGUGAAAUUAUUGUGCUGUUUGACAGCAAUAUAAUCAACAACAGUCAGUAAUAUUAUUUUAUUCAUGAAUUGACGUCGAAAGUUUUCUACUUUUAAGCUUUAAGACAUAUUGUUGUAUGAAAAUCUUGUGCGUCAAGUUAGGCACACAAUGUUCCUAAUUAUUUGCUAUUUUGUUCAGCAUGUUUUGUUGAAUCGAAAAUAGGAAAAUAAAUAUUUAUGGUGCUUGCAUUCAAAAAAUCCGUCCACAGAACAAUCCGAGGCUUUAUGUAAUCGGAUGUAAAGGGUCAUCCAUAGAUUACGUCACGUUUUUAGGAAGAGGAGGAGGUUCAAGGAAACGCAACGAU